Caenorhabditis remanei is the source of this 468-nucleotide messenger RNA. RefSeq lists its product as uncharacterized. Bases 1 to 468 code for a protein of 155 amino acids. The record is from RefSeq and is a predicted model, not a curated record. Lineage: Eukaryota; Metazoa; Nematoda; Chromadorea; Rhabditida; Rhabditidae. The transcript has 2 exons.
AUGUACACUUACCUGCCAUAUUUCCUUGUAAUCCUUGACGGUUGCUUUGCCAGGCGCUCUCAUAAAGUUCGGUACGAUACAACCGACUUCCGGGCUUACCUGUUUGGCUCCUCGGAUAUCUGGUCGAAAUAUUUUGAGCCAGGAGCUGCUUUUCAUUCUUAUACAAUAAAGGAACCCUCAACACCUGUUCAAUUCGACAACCUGAAUUACUACUGGCAUGGGUUUUACGAAAAAACUUCUGAAACCACUAAGAAAAUCUGUAAAUAUGGAAUAACAGAGGCAGAUGGUGAACUUCAAAAUGUCAGAUUUGAAAAUGGCACGAGUCCGAAAGCAAUAAGCUUCGGAUGCAGCAAAUGGGAUGAAUGUUGUGGAUUCAAGUGCUGUAAUAAUAUUCAGGGGUUCCUGGUGAUGAUGGGUUGUAUUGCAUUCAUGUUUCUAGUUGUACUCGGGGUCUUUUAUUUUGGUUAG